GCGAAGCGAAAGUGAAAGUGAUUCACUUUCUCCCGCUUCCAGCCCAAGCGGAGCCCAGUCGGGCCACGGGAGUUUGUUUGUUUGUUCUUUUGCAGGGUGUGUGUGUGUGUGUGUGACUUGUGUUUGUGCGUGGGGGGCUGUUUGUGCAUCCUGGCUGCGUGGGAGGCUGGAGCAGCGUUUGCCAGUCAUAAGACGAGGACCAGCGCGCUUCCUGAAAGUCGCAGCGCUGGGAAAGGAGCCGUUCCACGGAGCGAGGAUGCUACCCACGCGUCCCGGGAGGGGUUUGGUGGGACGGGAGGGUCUCCCGGGGGCUUUGCUGCUCCUCCUGCUGUUCCUGAGUGCGGGACGCGGAGACACCGGCGGUGCCAAGAAAGCCAACAUCGUUCUCAUCCUGACCGACGACCAGGAUCUGGUGCUGGGGGGAAUGGGCCCGAUGAAGAAGACCCAAGUUCUGAUGGGUCACUUUGGAGCUACCUUUGCUAAUGCAUUUGCAGUGACCCCACUGUGUUGUCCUAGCCGGAGCAGCAUCCUGACAGGCUUGUAUCCCCACAACCACUUGGUGAGGAAUAAUUCCUUGGAAGGGAAUUGCAGCAAUGCUGCCUGGCAGAAAUUCCAGGAGCCCUUAACCUACCCGGUUUACCUGCAGAAGCAAGGGUACCAGACUUUCUACGCUGGCAAAUACCUCAAUCAGUACGGGCACCCCCAAGCCGGCGGCGUUCAGCACGUUCCCAUGGGAUGGACAUAUUGGCUAGGUCUGGUGGGCAAUUCCAAGUACUACAACUACACCCUUUCACUGAACGGACACGAAGAGAAACACGGGGACCACUACGAAGCGGACUACCUCACGGAUCUGCUCACCAACCGGAGCCUGGAGUUCCUACGGAAGCUUUUGCGCCCUCCCUUCCUCAUGGUGUUAGCUCCACCUGCUGCACACUCGCCCUGGACGGCGGCUCCUCACUACAAGUCCACCUACAGUACCCUCAAAGCCCCUCGCAAUGGCAGCUUCAAUGUGCACGGGAAGGACAAGCACUGGCUGAUAAAACAAGCGAAGACACCAAUGUCCAACAGCUCCAUUCAGUUCUUGGAUCACGUUUAUAGAGCCCGGUGGCAAACUCUGCUGUCAGUAGAUGAUAUGGUACAGAAAGUGCUGGAUCAGCUGAAGUCCCUGAAAUUGCUGGACAGCACAUAUGUGUUUUAUACCUCAGAUCAUGGUUACCACACAGGACAAUUCUCGCUGCCCGUUGACAAACGUCAACUUUACGAGUUUGAUAUCCGGGUGCCGUUGCUGGUACGAGGCCCAGGUGUUAAAGGAAAUAAAACAUACCUGGAACCCAUCCUGAAUAUUGACCUGGCACCCACUUUCUUGGACAUUGCAGGAGUCAACGCUUCUCAGACCAACAUGGAUGGAGUCUCCUUCCUGCCCCUCUUGGUGAACAAGGUACAGAAAUCUGCAUGGCGGUCAGAUUUCCUGGUGCAAUAUACUGGAGAAGGCUACACAACCAGGGACCCCAAGUGUCCGAAAUUGGGACCCGGAGUGUCCCAAUGUUUCCCUGACUGCGUGUGUGAAGAUGCCUUCAACAACACGUACGCCUGCGUGCGCACUCUGAGUGCUGCGAACAUGCAAUACUGUGAAUUUGCCGACAAAGAGAAUUUUGUGGAAGUCUACAACCUAACGGCAGACCCACACCAGCUUUCCAAUAUAGCCAAGAGUGUCGACCCUUCGCUGCUCGUGCAGAUGAACCAGAAGCUGAUAAAAUUGCAAGCUUGUUCCGGCGCUGGCUGCCGUUCUUGAGGGUUGGAACAUUUUGGCUGGGACCAAGAACCCAAGACCCCUCUCCCUUUCCUCGCCAUUUCCUGGCCUGGUUUCCUCCUGUCUCCAAACCGAAGUGCAUGUGAUGCUGCCUUUUAAUUUAGGAUGGCUCAGUCUUUAAUCCCAAAUUUGGAUUAAAUUUGCUGUGCUGGAGUAGGGUCGGGGUAGAGCAGAAGGGAAAAUAUGGGUGAGGAGCAAAGCUUCUCACCCAAGGGUGUCCAACCUCGGCAACUUUUUAAGACUUGUGGACUUCGACUCCCAGAAUUCUGGGGGAUUCUGGGAGUUGAAGUCCACAAGUCUAAUAGGUUGUACCCCCCUGGCGGUAACAACUCUAAAAUACACCCUAUGGAAUUCUAGUGCCUUAUAUUUCCCUUCAUUGCUCACCUUGUCUCAUCUGUUGGCCAGGUAGUGGCCAAUGAGGUCUCACUUCAGAGUGAAGAAUAUGUCUGGCCCAGUCAGUGCUGACCUUCUCAGUCUGGAGCUUUCCAAAUGUUCUUGGACUACAGCAUCCUGCAGCAACUGUCACCUUUGGGACGACGUAUCCCACCUUGCACUGCUCUAGUUGGGUGAGGGAUGGGGAGGAUUCUUUCCGUUUGGUCGUUGAUGAACACAGCAUGAAGUAACCUGGGAUGGUUUACCUCCAUGGUCAUCUCCUUCCUUUCUUGUGCUGGCUGAAAUCCUGGAGGCUCGGCAUAUCCCCGCAGUGAUCAUUGUGCCUGGUUUGACUUCUCUGACCAGGUCCUUUUGUGUAGUCCGUGGUUGUUACUGCAGUUGCUAUCUUCAUACUGUGAAAAAAAAUAAAAAUGGAAUAAAGCAUUUUUUUAAAAAUUAGAAAAA
This is a messenger RNA of Pantherophis guttatus, 2647 nucleotides long. Its product is annotated as N-acetylglucosamine-6-sulfatase-like. NCBI's taxonomy places the organism in Eukaryota, Metazoa, Chordata, Lepidosauria, Squamata, Colubridae. Gene Ontology annotation, molecular function: N-acetylglucosamine-6-sulfatase activity; glycosaminoglycan binding. Gene Ontology annotation, biological process: glycosaminoglycan metabolic process. The record is from RefSeq and is a predicted model, not a curated record.